AUUUCCAUUUGCUUCUUAGAAUAAGGGUAGCAUUAGAGGUAAAACCCCCAAAACAAGCUGGAUAUUUUACAUUUCUUUAUAGAUUUGAUAUAUUGAUUAACUUACUGGGUAUUUUGCGCCUCCAGUCACACAAUCCUUAGCAGCCUUUUUAAAAAUCAAAUCAAAUCUCUCUGUCAUGCCUUCAGUAAAUGGGUGUGAGAAGGAGAAAAGAGGACGUUGCCAACCAAGAACAACCUUGUUCAACACUCAGCUACGCGAAGUAAACCAUGCCUCGGUCGUUCCUCGUGAGGAAUAAAAGGACUCACCUGUUGGUGCAUUUAAAGGAAUCCUAUAAACAGCACUCUCAGCCCCCUGAAGAAGAACCAGAGAGGAGGGGUCCUUCGUCCCCGAUGUUGGGGGUCAAAGACUUUCUGUCGUGCUCACCGUCUCUCAGCGCCCCCACACACGGUCCCUGGCCUUCAGUGGAGGGCAGAGAGGUUCCUCUGCAGGCAUCUGAGAGGGAGCGGCAUCUGGAGGGUCUGGUCUUCAUGUUGCUGAAACACACUUCGCACACUGACCUGCGAUCCCCCGUCAGCGAGUGUCCGCUCUGUGAGAAGUCUCUUUCAGAAGUUUUAACCUCAGGAGUUGGUCUUCAGGCUCAUCUUCACACAGCACUCUCUCUUCCUUCACCUCAAUCUCCCUCCGCCGGAGACCCCGUGCCCUUUGGCUUCAGAGCGUUAGGCAGCUAUGGUAGAGCUAAGGAGCGUAACUUUGGCUGUAAGGUGUGUGGUAAGGUGUUCAAGCGCUCGUCCACUCUGUCCACACACCUGCUCAUCCACUCAGACACCAGACCCUACCCCUGCCAGUACUGUGGGAAGAGGUUCCACCAGAAGUCUGACAUGAAGAAACACACCUUUAUACACACAGGUGAGAAACCCCACGUGUGCAAGGUGUGCGGGAAAGGCUUCAGCCAGAGCUCCAACCUCAUCACUCACAGCAGGAAGCACAGCAGCUACCGGCCGUUCAGCUGCCAUCACUGCCAGCACAACUUCCUGCGCCGGGCAGACCUGCAGAAACACAGAGAGACGCCGUGUGGAUACACAGAGACAUACACACAAAACUGAGUCUAUCAGGCAGUAGUGGUGCAGGAAUGAGUCCUAAAACCUGGAAAUUAGUAAGAAUUAUAGCAGUAGGAGUCCCUCGUCUUGAAGUCAAAGGUUUUUUGGUUAGAAUGACCAGAGAUGGCAAAAGUACACACAUGCUUUACUCAAGUAGAAGUACAGAUACUCGUGUUUAAAAAUACUCUGGUAGAAGUACUGACUAAACUUCUUUACUCAAGUAAAAGUAAAGAGGGCU
Molecule: messenger RNA, 1335 nt
Organism: Gymnodraco acuticeps
Lineage: Eukaryota; Metazoa; Chordata; Actinopteri; Perciformes; Bathydraconidae
Product: zinc finger protein Gfi-1-like
Exons: 6
Coding region: 267-1103 (278 amino acids)
Biological process (GO): regulation of transcription by RNA polymerase II
Molecular function (GO): RNA polymerase II cis-regulatory region sequence-specific DNA binding; DNA-binding transcription factor activity
Source: RefSeq, a predicted model, not a curated record